Messenger RNA from Oncorhynchus kisutch (coho salmon), 7545 nucleotides. Its product is annotated as amyloid-beta A4 precursor protein-binding family B member 1-like. Gene Ontology annotation, molecular function: amyloid-beta binding; transcription factor binding. The record is from RefSeq and is a predicted model, not a curated record. Gene Ontology annotation, biological process: regulation of DNA-templated transcription. NCBI's taxonomy places the organism in Eukaryota, Metazoa, Chordata, Actinopteri, Salmoniformes, Salmonidae. The transcript is spliced from 15 exons. Bases 16 to 2430 code for a protein of 804 amino acids. Gene Ontology annotation, cellular component: nucleus; cytoplasm.
AUUUCAGUUUUUCCCAUGUCGCUUUUUUUUUGUUGCCAAAAUGUGCAAUCCGCACUCCGACCUGCGAAAGGCAGCAAUACGCAACACAGCGUCGAGUCUGCCGGAAAGCCACACGAAGAAGAUCUAUUUACCGCUGAAAUAAAGGUGGGAGGAAAACUAAAGCGAGGAAAAUACAAUUCAGGUGGCUCUCAGCUCUCUGCUAUGUCUUUGGAGAAGACCUCCGAUCUGGCCAAUGAGAACACAUGUCUGCCGUCCUCACUGACCCUUGACCUCCGCUCCCCACAUAGUGCUCUGCUUGAUUCUGACUUGAGCAAGAAGGCCAAAGGCACCACCUCCACCAAGAAGCGCCACAAUUAUGCCACAUCCACUCCUCUGGACCUGCUGAAUGGCACCAAGGGCGGCAAUGACAUCGAUGAGGAUGAGUGCAGUCAGCAGCGAGAGGAGGAGAGGGUCCGGAACCAGGAGAACGAGCAGGGCCAGCACAGCACAGGGACCAAUGCCAAGUGGCUCAAGGAGGAUCAGAAUCAACUGCGCAAGGUGGCAGAGAGGCAGCAGGACCAGAAUAGAAAUUCUGACCAAGAUCUGAAUCACAACGAGAGCCCAGAAGGAAACCCCAACCAGAACUCUUUAGUGGUGGACCAGCAGGUGGAGGACAGUGAGCAGAACCCCUCUUCUAAGACCCUGAGGUCCCUGUGCUCUGACCUGAAUGAGCCUCUGCUGAUCGAAAACUCAGAGGCCCCUCAUGGGAAAGAGGAAGAAGAGAAAGAGGAAGAUGAGGAAGAGCCUCUACUUCUUCCAACAGGUGGAGAGAGGGACACAGACUCGUCUGAGGCGCAAAGUAGCAGUGAGUCUCAGAGAGAUGACAGUAGAGAAGUCAAGGAAACCUGCUUGCUGUUUCAGGGCAGAAAUGCAGCACCCAGUGAUGAGGACUCCAGCUGUAUGUCACUGUCUCAGGGCAGCACAGCCAACAGCACGCCAGAUGGUGACCCAGAAUCUUACUGGGAUCGCAGUGCGUUUGAGACGGACACAGACCUGCCUGCGGGGUGGAUGCGGGUCAGAGACGAGUCCGGUACCUACUACUGGCACAUCCCCACAGGCACCACCCAGUGGGAGCCCCCCUCUCCCCUAGAGGAGGGAGAAGCCCCAGAGAGACCCUCCAGUACCUCCCCUGUCAUCACACCCAGUGAGGAGCCACAGUUGACGUGGAGUAGUCUCACCCAGUCCCGCCCCAACAGGUUUAAUGACGAGGAGUUCUGGAAGGAGGAAGAUGCAAUGGCUGAUCAGACCCUGAAGGAUUUUGAAGGAGCCACAUUGCGUUAUGCCUCUAUCAAUCUCAGCUGUUCACAGUCUGAAGGAAAGGAGAAGAUGAGCUCACUCAUCAAUGACCUGGACGCUAAGGUUUUUGCUGUGCGGUCUCUGGGCUGGGUGGAGAUAUCAGAGGAGGAGAUGGCUCCAGGGAAGAGCAGCGUGGCUGUCAACAACUGCAUCAGACAGCUCUCUUACCACAAACACAACCUGCACGACACGGCUGGGAUCUGGGGAGAGGGAAAAGACAUGCUCCUUGUUCUGGAGAAUGAGACCUUGAACCUGAUUGAUCCUUUGGGCCAGACUCUGCUGCACACCCAGCCUAUCGUCAGCAUCCGAGUGUGGGGAGUGGGCCGGGACAACGGCAGGGAGAGGGACUUUGCCUACGUGGCGAGAGACAAACUGACUCAUGUUCUGAAGUGCCAUGUGUUCAGGUGUGAUACACCUGCUAAGAACAUUGCCACCAGCAUGCAUGACAUCUGCUCUAAGAUAAUGGCCCAGAGGAAAUCAUCCAAGUCCUCUCUGAACAGACUCAACAUAGACCCCUCUAAACUGGUGGACAUUCCUUUCCAGGAAUUCCCUGCACCAAAGAAUGAGCUAGUCCAGUCCUUCCAGGUACGUUACCUGGGUAACGUGCCGGUGGCUAAACCCGUAGGUAAGGAACGCUUUGGUAUGGACCUAGUCAACGUAGCCCUCAACACAGCAAUCAAUUCCAAAGAGAAGGAAGAGUGGACGCCAGUUACUGUGAACGUGGCUUCAGCCACACUUACAAUAGUCACAGCUGAGACAGAGGAGGUUCUUUCUGAGUGCCGGGUGCGGUUCCUGUCCUUCAUAGGCGUGGGGAAGGACAUCCACACCUUUGCCUUCAUCAUGGCCGAGGGCCCCGGGGACUUCAUCUGCCACAUGUUCUGGUGUGAGCCCAACGCUGCCAGCCUUAGUGAGGCUGUGCAGGCCGCCUGCAUGCUGCGCUACCAGAAGUGUCUGGACGCCAGGCCCCCCAGUACCAGCUCCUGCCUGCCAGGCCCACCAGCCGACUCCGUGGCACGUCGUGUGGGCUCCAGUGUCAAGAAGGGGGUUCAGAGCCUGCUGGGCAGCUUCAAGAGGUCUGGGUCCCAGACGCCCUGAGAGGUGCCAACCAACUAACCCACUCCAGUCCACCCCCAGGCCCAGCCCACCAUGCCAGCCAUGGCUCUCCUCACUCCUCCAUUCCCUCUCUCUCCCCCCACCCUGAGGUGUUAUGGUAUAACCUGCUUCCCUCUCAACACCUGUCAUCUCUUUUAGAUGUGAUGUCAGAGCCGUGGGCAGUGUGGGCUGCCGGUGUGGUUGGGGUACCAGUGAGCCUAGCACUGCCCACAGCUGCUCCACGCUUUUCACUUCCUUCACGUAAUCCUUGGUUGGACAAGUAGGCCAUGUUUUCCUUCCAUUGUUUGUUUAAUCUGUGAUCUGUUAAGAGGAAACUGCUGGAUUCAUGGACAGUGGUUUGAAUGACAGCAAUAGUUGGUUAAACUUGGUCUAGUUUGCAAAGUACCAACACUAAUUAUGCUUAGGAAAGCAGUACUGUUCUGUAACAUUGUCUCUGCUGUUUGUUUUGCAGAACAAAUAUAGUAUAUUAUUUGUGAGGAUAGAAAUGGAAGAAGUGCAAUUGAAUUGUGAAUGUUGAACUCAUGCCAUUUGCUUGUGGAACUAUCAUGUUGGUUUUCAUUUCAAAGUAGAUUUGAAAGAAAUGAUUGAGAAAUAAAAUGGCAUGAGAAGUCUGUAUAAAAUGCAUCAUGGUGAAUGUCAGUGGUGGAAGAACUAAGACUCGCUAGCUACGAAUGUAAUAUUCGGCAAAUAAAAUGCUAAUCGUUUGGGUCAUUAAAAUCUAUACUUUGUACAGUACAUUUGUUAAUGCCUAAAUAGCUUAGCAUCCCCUCUUCCAUCUGAUGGAGCUGGUAAAUCAGCAAGUGCAUUAUCUUUAUUUUAUAGCUAUAUUUUUAUUUGUAUGUGUAUUGCAAAUUGCACUAAAAAGUGUAGUUCAGCUCCUCAAAUCUGAAAUGGAGAUGGCAUACUUUUAGAGCAUGGCUCAAGUUUUAAUGAAACCUCUCAAAUCUCAAAGAAAGCUUUGGCUAUCUUUUACUGCACUCCAGCUGUAUACCAAGUGGGGGGUACUGUAUGUUGGAGUCGAGGAAUAUAUCAUCUUUGUGAUGCCAAAGCUAGAAGAAUCAUGUGUUUUUAUGGUGUUCCUCUUCAGAUCUAUUGUGUGGAAAUUGACCUGAAGGUGAUUUUACCAUCCUUUUGUUAUGUUCAGAUAACCCCAAAAAUGUUGAAUCUGUUUAACAACAUUUUCCUUUCAUGUAAGUGUUAUACGCUGUUCCCUCUACUCCAUUCUCUAUGCAUUUUUAGUGUAUGUUUUUUGUUACGUCUAAGCAGAGUGACAGAGCUACUGUUAGCUACCGAGGUGUCCCUGCACACUAACAUCUGCCAACUUUUGUCUCUUAACCAAUUGGGUCUAAGGGCAGAUGGUACGUUUAGUAUUGUUGCGAUAGGCAUGACACUGACCAAUAAGAUUGUAUUUGUCACAUGUGCCGAAUACAACAGUGAAAUGCUUACUUACAGGCCCUUAACCAACAAUACAGUUAAAAUUACACCAAAGUAUGUCAUUACCACAUAUUGUUCGUUUAACACCGACAUUAUUUUAUUUUACGUUUUUGAAACUUAUGACUGCCCUCGGGUGGGCUUUCAAAUAGUCUUGUUCAUGAGCAGUGUGUCUGACAACACUAUAGGAAAGCUAAGAAGCCUGACACAUUCAGUCUUCAGAAGGCAUUUUGUUAUGCAGAGAUUGCAAUACGGAACGUGUUGCUUACCCACAGACAGUGUUUUUCUGUGAAAGAGACAGACUUAAAGUAUGUGUUGGAGUUUCUUCCUUGCGGUGUAAGUCAUAUGAACACGACAUCUUUAAAAUAAUUUAUCCCAUAGUUGACUGACUAGAUUUCCCCCUUUUUUUUUAAUGCAGUUGGUUCAAAAUAAGUUAUAUUUUUUAUGAAAUUAUAUUUUUCUACGUGUGUGUAUAAUAUACUGUAUCUGUGAGGUAGACAUGCCUUUUUUUUUGCCUCUGUUCUUACCACUGUGGUCACUGGUGCAGCAGUGUUUCCAAAUCUGUAUCGCUAGACUAUAGUUAUCCUCCUUCACAUUAUAGCACCACAGUUCUUCUUCCUCUCUCUGAUCUGUUUUGGACAGCAGUUUGACCAGACAAUAAUGAAUUUGACUAAUGCCUUGCUUCAGCUGCUCUGUCACUAAGUUUUGACUCAUAAAAACAGAAGUGUAUGUACAAUUUAGUUUUUGGGUUUUACACAUUCAGAUUUUUUUUAUUUUUAAGUUAACUGAAUUUGUGUCCAUGUAAUUUCCUUUGGUCCUAUAAUUGUUACUCCUUACUAUACACACUAUGUACUCCACUACUUACUAUAAGUGUCAGACAUUGGUUGCCUUAUACAAACAGAGCUUCCUGGUGUUCUAUUUGAUUUUGAAUGCACACUGUAAUGUUGUACCAUGCUUUGCUUCUGGAGGCCUCAAUAAUACUUUCAAGAAAUGUUGUGUUUUGUGGCUAUAGAUAUGACUACAUGAAUUCACAUGUGUUUCCUCUCAUUUCAAUAGUGACUGUCACUACACAUCUCAUCCACAUAUUUCUCACCUGUUUCUUUUCAGUUUUGCUGAGAAACCUGUUUUCACCCAUAUAUUCACUACAGUGUAGAUGCCAACCUAUGGGAGCACAUUGCAUGGCUGCCCCAUAAAUGGUAUAUAAGGACUGACCCCAGACUCAGAACAGGGGAGCUCAGAGGUCUUCCGUGUGUUUCAGCGCUGUGAGGACAAAUAUAGGACACGAUAGGAAGUCUUGGGUAUACGUUUAACCUACCCAUUGGAUCAAGCGUAUACAUUGGUUACGCUUGAGAUAUUUAGGUUGCUUUGGUGACAUUUAAAUGAUAAAUAUAUGUCUAAGGAUUUAGUCAUGGCAAUAAAAAAGUCAUAUGCUUUUCUUUAAUUUAAGAUGAAUAUUAUUGAAUGAUUACACGUUAAGGGUGAGAAACAGACUUUGAUCCAAAUGAACCGCAACACUAAUAUGAUAGGGAUGUGAUCAUGUCCUCUGUCAUAAGCCAUGGAAAAUAUAUGUACAUUCUCUUGACAAACCUGAACUUUUGUGUGCCUUUUGUUUGUUUCGCAUGAUGUGUUCAAAGAGUAUUAAGAAAACCUUGAAGUGAUAGCUUUUGUUCAUACUGUAUGUGAGCAUUUUUUAAAUGUUUUGUUUCCUUUAAUAUCCACUGAUGACUGUAAUGCAAGAAAAAGGGUUAGUUUUUUAAUUAUAUCUAAAGAAUGUAAAUGAGAUGUUAUGUAUAUGUAGUAUUAGUCAAAAGUUUGGACACCCUACUUAUUCAAGGGAUUGUAUUUUUCCUAUUUUCUACAAGACAUCAAAACUAUGAAAUAACAAUUGAUAGUCCCACUAAGUGCAAACCAGAUGGGAUGGCGUUUCGCAGCAGAAUGCUGUGGUAGCCAUGCUGGUUAAGUGUGUCUUGAAUUCUAAAGAAGUCACAGACUGUGUCACCAGCAAAUCACCAUCACACCACCUGCUUCAUGGUGGGAACCACACAUGCGGAGUUCACCUACUCUGUGUCGCAUAAAGACAGCGGUUGGAACCAAAAAUCUCAAAUUUGGACAGAUUUCCACCGGUCUCAUGUCCAUUGCUAAUUUUUCUUGGCCCAAGCAAGUCUCUUCUUAUUGGUGUCCUUGAGUAGUGGUUUCUUUGUAUCAAUUUGACCACGAAAGCCUGUUUCACGCGAUCUCCUCUGAACAGUUCAUGUUGAGAUGUGUCUGUUACUUGAACUCUGUGAAGUGUUUUUUUAGGGCUACAAUCUGAGGUACAGUUAACACUAAUGAACUCAUCCUCUGCAGCAGAGGUAACUCUGGGUCUUUCUUUCCUGUGACAGUCCUCAUGAGAGCCAGUUUCAUCAUAGUGCUUGAUGGUUUUCGUGACUGCACUUGGAAGAAACUUUCAAAGUUUUUGAAGUGUUCUGUAUUGAAUGGCCUUCGUGUCUUAAAGUAAUGAUGGACUGUCGUUUCUCUCUGCUUAUUUGAGCUUUUCUUGUCAAUAAUAUGGACUUGGUCUUUUACCAAAUAGGGCUAUCUUCUGUAUACCACCCCUACCUUGUCACAACACGACUGAUUGUCUCAAACGGCAUUAAGAAGGAAAUCAAUUCCACAGAUUAACUUUUAACUGUGCACACCUGUUAAUUGAAAUGCAUUCCAGGUGACUACCUCAUGAAGCUGCUUGAGAGAUUGCCAAGAGUGAGCAAAGCUGUCAAGGCAAAGGGUGCUACUUUGAAGAAUCACUUUUUGGUUACUACAUGACUCCAUAUGUGUUAUUUCAUAGUUUUGAUGUCUUCACUAUUAUUCAACAAUGUAGAAAAUAGUUUAAAUUUUUUUUGAAAUAAAAUAAAACCUUGAAUGAGUAGAUGUGUCCAGACUUUUGACUGGUACUUUACAUGUAUAUUAAAAUCAACUGUCACAGGACAAAAUAAAAAGUGGAGCUGUUUCGUUGUGGGCCGUUGUGGGCCGCUGAAUAGCACUGUGAGUAGCUGGGUGCACAUCACCUCAUUCAGGAUGCACUCCAAACAUGGUUUAAAAACAAACAAAAAUUGGAUUACUUGUAGAAGACCAGAUGCAUACACAGUUUGCAAUGAAUGACUUGGAAAUGUUUUUUUCAUCAUCAAUGUGAGUGAGAGACUGAAGAAUAUUGAGAAUUCUCCUCAUGCUCCUGGUUGUCUCAGUUUACAGUUGAAAUGAUUUUUUUUUACAAACUAACAUGAAUAUUUAUGAGGCUGUGUCAAUAAAACAAAGCCAACACCAUCUACAAUUAUUUCAACAUUUUAUUUCCUCCUCUCCACAUUGCCUGCUGUUAAUAAUCUAAAUGAGUUACACACCGGAAGGGGUAAAUAGAAUCACAUGUAAAUAUGCUGUGUUCCAGUUGACAGUCAGUGGAUUACCAUUUCCAGAGCCUCUUCUCCCUGUAUUUGCUUUGUUCUCGUUUUUCUAAUUGUCCUGUUUUUCAGUAUGCAGCCUCCUCAGUCCAAACUCCUCUGUUGUCUCACAGACCUUUAUGUCGGUCAUCAUAGGGCAUUACGUUUAGAUGUACAGUGCCUUCAGAAAGUGUUCACACCCCUUGACUUUUUCCACAUUUUUUGUUACAGCCUAAAUUAUAAAUGGAUCAAAUUU